UGUUAAUUAGAGAAACGGGUUUUAGGUUGGAGGGGUGGUGACAGCGACCCUCACAUGGACAAAAGAUUGUGGGACAGGAAUAUUAUUCCAUACCAUGUCACGGGUUCCUCUGCAGUCAUCAGUUACGGCAAGUUAAAGCAUUUUUUAUUGUUAAUUUAGGGACAACAGGCCAAAAAAACUAAUUUCGACCAUGGUGAAUGCUAAAACAUUCGGAUUGGCAGCCUUACCCAAGAAUAAUUUUGAGUAUAUGGUACUUUCCCUGAGAUAUUAUUGUCACUGAGAAGAAUAAUUUAGCAUAUUAUAUCACAAUUAUAUCAUUUAAUGAGAUUUUAAUCUAAAAUUAUUAUGCUAAUGAUAUUUGAUAUUUCAAAUAUUUUUUGGUACAAACAUUUCAAAUAUUUAUGCACAUGUUAUAUCAUUUGGGAAAAUAAAAGAAUCUUUGCCAGGCUGGGCCAGGUCCACCCGUUGUCACCUGGAGACCCAAUCUCUCACACUUCCUUAGGGACGUAAAAGCCCCUGUACUUUUGUUUGCGGACCACCAUUGCUGGAGGGUGUUUCCGUCAUUUCAAAUCCAAUGCAACUGCGGGGAGAGAGAAUUCGACCGUUGCGGCUCCAACGUUCCAAUUUUCCAAAUCCAAACUUCAUAGGCUCCUUUCUUGCGCUCCUCUCAUGCCCUUACGGUGAGAUAGGCAGCCUCAGUUUUGUUGCUCUCUUUCUCUCUCUCUCUCGGACCAGUUCCUUUCUCCUCUCUUCCAGCGAUCUUUAGCGAUGCAGGAAUUCUAAGUCGAAGGCUCCUUUAUUUCCUGUUUCUCGAUCAAGGUCUCAUGGCUUUUAUGGCGGAUAUUUGAGUUGGUUUUUGAUCGCUGGAUCAAGAAUCAAAGAGAUAGACUAGUUUUGAGGUCCGUGGAUCAAGAACAGUGGAAAUCGACUUGCAUUCAGGGCUUCCAUGGCGACACUGGCGCCGGGAGUUCUAUUGAAGCUCCUUGAUGGCAUGAACACUGGAACCCCAAAACCAAUCGGAGAGCACCGGAAUGCUCUCUUGCAGGUCACUGACAUUGUCCCAGCAGACCUCGAUGAGAAGGAUCUCUGGCCGAAGCAUGGAUUCUACAUCAAAGUAUCCGAUUCCUCCCACUCGAUCUAUGUCAGCCUACCAUUCGAUCAAGAUGAACUUGUCCUCAGCAACAAGAUGCAGCUCGGCCAGUUCAUCUAUGUUGAUAGAUUAGAGCCAAGUUCACCAGUUCCAGUCAUCAUGGGGGCGAAGCCACUCCCUGGAAGACACCCUUUGUUGGGCACCCCUGAACCCAUCGUCCGAGUCAAAGGGAAUGGAGAGAAAUCAGCAAACCACCACCGAAGAGGCUCAUGGGGCCCGGAGCAGAACCCAGCCGGCAGUGUUUCCUCACCCAAAGUUGUUAAGCCGACCACACUGGAUUUCGAAGAGAAAACACCUGUUAAGGACCGAGCAUGGAGUACUCAAAUUUCGCCGUUAGUAAGCAGGAGAACUGGGAAGGAAGGGAGUUCUGGGGUGACCCCAAGAUCAUCAGUAAUUGGAACUCCUUUAUCCAAGAUGGCAGACUUAAAGGAAGCAGGCUCUUUGGUAAGGAAAAGCUGUGCAAUUUCCAAGUUCUCUAGGAGCAAGAACCUGUGCGAACGAGACCCUAAAAUCCCAAAGAGUCCCUUCCCCAGUGAGAAGAAUGCAACAACUUAUACUACUAGAUUGAGAAGUGCUGCUAAAGUUGAAGACUCUUCAUCAACAUCUGAUGAGCAAGAAGACACUUCAGUGAUAUCGAACCAGUUAUACUCGCACUCUGGAAGCAGUGCCACUUCCAAGCAAACCUCAGGAAAUUGCAUGUCAUUACCUGGAAAACUCAGCAUGCUAGGAAAGGAAGCUGUACAGCAUAGAGAAGCAGCUCAGAAGGUAGCUCUUCAAGCACUGCGAGAAGCUUCUGCUACCGAAACUAUAGUUCGGAUCCUCAAGAUGUUCUCAGACUUGAGCAGUGCUGCAAGGCAAGAAGCUCCAGCAGCUUGCUUCAAUGAGUUCCUAAGCUUUCAUCAAGAGAUUGUGCAGGCAGUUACUGACUUGGAGACAAUUCAAGCAGCUACUUCAAUGACCACAACAAGUGAGAAGGAGUCAACAAUAGAAAAAGCAAGUGAGAAGGAUGAUCAAGGCAUCCUGCAAGAGAUAGUACUGAACUCAGUUGACCAACAUAGGCAGACAAAUAUGAAUCCAUCCAAGAGAAGAGCUGCAGUAGUAUCUAAAUCAGUUUCGUUCGCCCCUGAAACGAAUGAGGUAAAAAAUGUAAGCCUUGGUAAGCACCCGAGAUCCAGCGUCUACCAAAAGGCUUCUUCAGAUAGGAAAGGAGUGGAUACUGUGGCUAAUAAUGAGAAAGAAGCACCGACUUCUAGCUUGGGUAGCUCGAUAAAAUUGGCAAAGAAGAUACAAAAUGAAGCUGCGCUUUGGUUUAUGGAAUUCCUUGAAGCUGCAUUGGAAUCGGGUCUGAAGAAAGCAAAAGGUUCCAUGGGUGGUGAUGCACGGAAAUCAGGUUGCUGCCCACAGUCAUUGAUACUGAGGGUAAUCAACUGGGUAGAGGUGGAGCAGAGUGAUAGCAGAAAGAGGCCUGUUCAUCCUAGAGUAGCUCAGAUAGCAAGAAAACUAAGGAUAAAAGCAAAGAAUCCUUAAUUUGAACUUGAUUGUUCUAGAGUAGCAAAGAAUAGGUUUCCUUGAUUUGGACUUCCACUGUUUGUGUAAUGAUGUGAGCCCAUGUAUGCACUACGUUUACAUUUAGAAGGAAUAUGUAUGAUUCUUUGACGUCCAAUGUUGUGAAAACUGAGCUGAUAACAGUUUAAAAUUUGGUUUGCAGUAAGAAAAUGGACAAAGUAGUGCAUAAAGAUUUCACUGGAGGAGAAAUGGGUAGAGAAAGGGGGAUAGAACCAGUGCAAAAAGGAUAAUUUUGGGUUCAGGAUGGAUUUGCUUUUUAAAAUUAAUAUAACUUGAGUUAGUAAA
Messenger RNA from Elaeis guineensis (African oil palm), 3001 nucleotides. RefSeq lists its product as uncharacterized. The record is from RefSeq and is a predicted model, not a curated record. Lineage: Eukaryota; Viridiplantae; Streptophyta; Magnoliopsida; Arecales; Arecaceae.